Molecule: messenger RNA, 1207 nt
Organism: Sorex fumeus (smoky shrew)
Lineage: Eukaryota; Metazoa; Chordata; Mammalia; Eulipotyphla; Soricidae
Gene: SELPLG
Product: selectin P ligand
Exons: 2
Coding region: 103-1200 (365 amino acids)
Biological process (GO): hemopoiesis; leukocyte tethering or rolling
Cellular component (GO): plasma membrane
Source: RefSeq, a predicted model, not a curated record
AGGGGGUGCCACCGCGGAGCCCGGCGGGCCUUGUCGCACGGCCGAGCAGCGGCUUCCCGGGGCCCCGUGGCCGCUGUCCCAUGGUCUGCUGAGCGCGGUGCCAUGCGUCUGCAAGUCCUCCUGCUGCUGACCCUGCUGGGCCCCGGCUGCAGCCUCCGGCUGGUGCCUGCCAAGGGCUCCCUGGACUCCCCGGCUGCUCGGGCUCGCAGACAGGCCCCCGUGGACGAGGAUCCGGAGGACGUGGAAGAUCACGACUACGAGUAUGGCACGGACCCUCCAGAAGUCCUCGACAAAGCGCUGACCACCCUCCCCCACCCCAGCCCCGUGCCUGGGUUGGGAACCCCGGGACAGGGGCACCCCGUCGGGGCUCGAACUCAGGAACCGCUGCCUUCGGGGGCAGCCGGCAGCAGCCGGGAGCCCUCCGCCGUACCUGUGCAACCCACCCCGGAGGCCACGCCCACCCCGGAGGCCCCGCCCACCCCAAAGGCCCCGCCCACCAAGGAGGCUCCGCCCACUCAGAGGCCGCCCACUGAAACCACAACCACCACAACCACGCCCACUGAAACCACGCCCCCUGCCACCACCCCCGCUGAGACCACGCCCACACCUCCUGCCACCACCGCCGCCCCCGAGGCCCAGACCACAGGAGCCGCGGCCACAGAGGCCCUGCCCCAUGGCAGGGCCAUCCCAGAGACGCUGUCCACUAAACUUCCUGCCGUGGCAGACCCUCCCACGGAGUCCACUACCGCCAAGGCCCAGACCACACUUCCUGCGGCCCCCGGGGGCCUCACCCCCGCACCAGGGGGCGACUCCUCCCGCCAAAAGAACAGGGCCAGCGCGACGCCAGGGGGCUCGGUGACCCCCAGCUCCACGAGGGCCUCGGACCACAUCCCUGUGAAGCAGUGCCUGCUGGCCAUCCUCAUCCUGGCCCUGGUGGCCACCGUCUUCCUGGUGUGCACCGUGGUGCUGGCUGUGCGCCUGUCCCGCAAGACUCACAUGUACCCUCUGCGCAGCUACUCGCCCACCGAGAUGGUCUGCAUCUCGUCCCUGCUGCCCGAGGGUGGGGGCGGCGGCGGGGGCGAGGGCUCGGGGACCACGGCCAACGGGGGUCCGCCCACGGGCAAGAGCGCAGACUCGAAGGUGGAGCCCGGGGAGGAGCAUGAGGGCGACGACCUCACCCUGCGCAGCUUCCUGCCGUAGUCCCGCC